Molecule: messenger RNA, 642 nt
Organism: Dioszegia hungarica
Lineage: Eukaryota; Fungi; Basidiomycota; Tremellomycetes; Tremellales; Bulleribasidiaceae
Product: putative DNA-binding protein hexbp
Exons: 7
Coding region: 1-642 (213 amino acids)
Biological process (GO): positive regulation of cytoplasmic translation
Cellular component (GO): cytoplasm
Molecular function (GO): single-stranded RNA binding; mRNA binding; translation regulator activity
Source: RefSeq, a predicted model, not a curated record
AUGUUCGGCGCUCGAUCAGGAAACUGCUUCAACUGCGGCCAGCCUGGCCACGUUGCCUCCGCUUGCCCCACUCCCGGCGUUGCUGCCUGCUACGGUUGUGGCCAGCCCGGACACUUGUCUCGUGACUGCCCCACCCCCAAGCCCAAGGCGUGCUACUCUUGCGGCCAGGAGGGACACCUUUCCUCCGCUUGCCCCACCGGUCCCGCUCAGGGCGGUGCUGGCGGCGGUGGUGCCGGUGACUGCUACCGCUGCGGUAAGCCCGGGCACAUUGCCCGCGCUUGCCCCGAGGCUGGUGGCCAGGCUGGCGGAUUCGGCGGUGGCUUUGCUGGCGGUGCUGGCGGCUACGGUGGUGGCGGUGGCUACGGUGGUGGCAGCAAGUCCUGCUACACCUGCGGUGGUGUCGGCCACAUCUCGCGCGAGUGUCCCUCGGCCGGCGGUGGAUCCGGUGGCGGACGCGGCUUCGGCGGCGGCUUCGGUGGUGGUGCCCCGGCCGGUGGCCAGAGGUGCUACAACUGCGGCCAGAACGGCCACAUUUCCCGCGAGUGCCCCCAGGAGCAGGGCCGCACCUGCUACAACUGUGGUCAGGUCGGCCACAUCUCGUCGGCGUGCCCUACUGGCGCCUCGGCUCCCCCUGCUGCUUAA